Molecule: messenger RNA, 1507 nt
Organism: Oncorhynchus masou masou (cherry salmon)
Lineage: Eukaryota; Metazoa; Chordata; Actinopteri; Salmoniformes; Salmonidae
Gene: s100s
Product: S100 calcium binding protein S
Exons: 4
Coding region: 94-465 (123 amino acids)
Cellular component (GO): cytoplasm
Molecular function (GO): calcium ion binding; calcium-dependent protein binding
Source: RefSeq, a predicted model, not a curated record
UCUCUCUCUCUCCCUCUUCACCAAAGACAAAGGAGGCCCUCCAUCAGCACUCCAUCAGUCUUUCCAACGAAAUCAACUCAAGAAGAUUCCAAGAUGCCGGACACAAUUAUGUCCAAGGAACCCUCUUCCAACCUGGAGAAUGCCAUGCAGAUGCUGAUCAAAACCUUCCACAAGUACUCAGGGAAGGAGGGUGACAAGUAUACUCUGAGCCGGGGAGAGCUGAGAGAGCUGUUAACAGAGGAGCUGGGGAGUUACCUAGGGAACGCCCGGGAUGGAGAAGGGGUUGAGAAGGUGAUGAACGACCUGGACGCCAACAGCGACGGUGAGGUGGACUUCACAGAGUUCAUCAUCCUGAUGGGGGCCCUGACAGUGGCUUGCAACGACUUCUUCAUGGAAUACAAGCCCGAGAAACUUGUCCACACACCCUUUGAGAAAAAGGAGGCAACAUCGGAGAAGAAAGAGUGAAGGAAAAAAGGGAGGAGUGGGGAGGGACUGGGAGGAGGGAAGGGGGAGAUGGAUGGAAAGUAGCAAUGAACUGUGGAGCAACAGUAAAAGGGUACAAUUGAUGGUUGUGUGGUCAUGUUAUGCAAAUUUCUAAACAGUGCAAAUGAAAUGUGUGAAAAGAGGCUGAGGGAACUUCACUUCACUAAGUAAGGUUUCGCUGAUGGAAGAACAGUGUGUUCCAUCUGCAACUAUCCAAAUACUUUUCAUACCAUAUUUAAGUCACAGAUCCGGAGUCAGUUACUCUGUGUCCUCAAAUGCAUGAGUGACACUGUAUACAGUAGGGGUCAGCAACAGGCGUCCUGUGGCAUGCGAGUGAUUUUCUUUGCCACCCCCUAAACUUUAUGGUGAAAAAUAUUUUCUGGUGAUUUUACCUUUUUACUGUAAAAUCACCAGGAAUUCAGCAAAAAUGUGUUUCAUUUAGGAAAUCUGUUCAAGUAUUCACACAAAGUUUUUUUUUAAAUAUGUGAUCGUGUCUCAAUGGAAUCAAUGUAUGAAAUUAUUCAAAUACAAUCUCUUUUUGGGCUUAGUUGUGGUACAUUUGCAGUGUACAGAUUAUUUUAAUUAUGUUCCAGCCCUCUGACCAUCCUCUCCAACAAAAAUCAACCCCCGGCUGAAUCUAGUUGCCUACCCCUGGUAUACAGGGUAGUAUGUGUGAGAUCAGUUGUGUUCUCUAUUCAGUCUCAAAUUCCAAAUCAACUGUUUAAAUGAUUUGGAUGCAUAUUCAGGAUGGAUUUAAUUGAAAAUAUGAAUUAUUUCAGUGGAUGUUAUUGUAACACACAACCACCAAUGGAGUCAGAUCGGGGCCUAAAGCACAACAGGGUGAUACUGUCAUGAAUAUAAAGAUGAUAUCAUAGAUAAUAAAUAUCUUAAAUAUUUAGAAUAGGUUAUGUACUCAGAGUUGAACAUUUUAAUAUAAUUUACAUUUCUUUGCACAUAUUUUGUAAUCUGUUUUUGGUAAUUACCAAUGUGUUCUUCCAAACAUUAAACAUGACAUUUAAUCAGC